Molecule: messenger RNA, 633 nt
Organism: Paramecium sonneborni
Lineage: Eukaryota; Ciliophora; Oligohymenophorea; Peniculida; Parameciidae
Source: the annotation of a GenBank genome assembly
AUGAAGCUAUUUUCUAAAUAGUCUUAUAUAAUUCUUCAAUAAGCAAUAUUUAUUGAAUUUUGUUAAAAAAUUAAAUUUAUAAUUUUAUAAGAAAGUUUUAUUAAUGACAAAAUAUCGAAUAAUGAAACAGCAUCUAUCUUCUUAAUUGACUAUUAAAAAUCUCAAUAAGAGUUCUUAAAUAAUCUUUUAAAAUUUGAAUUUUGUAUUGAUAUCAUCCAUCAAAAAAUCAGGAAAAUCAAUCUCUACCAAAAAAUUAUAGAUUUAAAUUUCUUACCAAAAACUGAAAUUAUAAAGGUCAUUAUAACCCUUAACUUGCUCUAAUUAUAUAAUUUUAAUUCUAUAAAGAAAAUUUUCUUAAGUUGUUUAUUAGUUCUAAGAGCCUGCAAAAGAUUACUAAAAUAAUUUUGCAAAGUAUAAAAGAUGCAAUUUUAGGUUUAAAAAGAUUAUCAAGUUGUGAAAAUCAUUACAGAAACAGUUUUAAAUGGUAUUUAAUUAGUGUUGGGGAAUUAGCAAAAAAUCAUUAUUUUAUUAAAUUUUCUGUCUUUCGAUAAUUUAAAAAAUCCUUAAUUCCAUAUUAAAGCAACAACAUCUAAGUAGCUUAUAAAGAAAUUAAAUUUUAAUUUGAGAGUCUGA